Messenger RNA from Sciurus carolinensis (gray squirrel), 3061 nucleotides. Its product is annotated as cardiotrophin-1-like. The transcript is spliced from 3 exons. The record is from RefSeq and is a predicted model, not a curated record. Lineage: Eukaryota; Metazoa; Chordata; Mammalia; Rodentia; Sciuridae. Bases 52 to 666 code for a protein of 204 amino acids.
CCCCCCUCGGAAGGGGGGCGUGGAGGGAACCGGGAUCAGCCAGGGGCCAGCAUGAGCCAGAGGGAGGGAAGUCUGGAAGACCCUCAGGCUGACGAUUCAGUCUCACUCCUUCCCCACUUGGAGGCCAAGAUCCGUCAGACACACAGCCUUGCCCGCCUCCUCACCAAAUACGCAGAGCAGCUGCUCCAGGAAUAUGUGCAGCACCAGGGAGAUCCCUUCGGGCUGCCGGGCUUUUCACCGCCGCGGCUGCCAGUGGCCGGCCUGAGCGCCCCAGCACCGGGCCACGCAGGGCUGCCGUUGCCCGAGCGGCUGCGGCUGGACGCGGCGGCGCUGGCCGCGCUGCCCCCGCUGCUCGAUGUCGUGCGCGGCCACCAGGCCGAGCUGAACCCGCGCGUGCCGCGCCUGCUGCGGCGCCUAGAGGACGCUGCGCGCCAGGCUCGGGCUCUGGGCGCCGCCGUGGAGACUGUGCUGGCUGCGCUGGGCGCCGCCGCCCGCGGUCCCUGGCACGAACCCUCCGCUGCCACCGCCGCGGCUGCCGCUGCCGCCAGCGCUGCGGGGGUCUUUCCGGCCAAGGUGCUGGGGCUCCGCGUGUGCGGCCUCUACAGUGAAUGGGUGAGCCGCACCGAGGGCGACCUGAGCCAGCUGGUGCCCGAGGGCCCAGCGUGAGUGCGCACACAGGGGCGAGUUUGCGCUGUCGCCUCCUCUCCGUCAGUCUUCAUCUCCAAGUCUGUCUUCACUGCUCUCUCUCCCCAUGUCUGCCAGGGUCUUUUCGCGGACUGUUUCCAUUGCUCUAACUGUAAUCUUUCUUUCUGGACCUCCUCGUCUCUUCGAUGAACUUGCCUGUGCCCAUUAUUUUCUAACUUGCCCUCUCUUUUUCUCCAUCCUUGGGCCUGCCUCAGUCUCUUUAGGUCUCCCCUUUACCCAUCUCCGGGGGUCUCUGGGUCUGUUUCCCCAUCUCUUGCCUCCCUUUGGUCCCAUGUGAGCGUGUGUACAUCUCAACCUCAUCUCAAGGAGGCGACACCUUGUUUCUCUUCCUCUGUCUUUCUUUUUGUCCUUUCCUGGCCAGGAAAGUGCCUGUUGGUUCUGUGAUGGGUAGGCUACUGCAGAAAAAUUUUAGAUGCCUUCCCCAAGGGUUAUCCCAACUACUACCCUCAUUGUCCCCAUUCCAUACCUUUGGGCCCUGCCCCUUUUCCUUUUAUGCCUUUCCUUUCCUUCACCUUGCCCUGCCCUACCCCUGCACAGCCCUCACCCCCCAAGCCAGGUCUGUGGAGAGGAAAAAAAAAAAAAAAAAGAAAAGAAAAGCGAUGCCUUAAAAGAGUUUUAUUCGAGAAUAAAUUAAUUUUUUGUAAAUAAAAUGUAAAAAAUAAAACUAAAGUUACCUAUAUAUACAGUUGUUGAAAAUGGGAGACAACUUUUGAGGAAAAUAGGGUCCUUGAGGUACAAAUUGCUCCUGCACACCGACCCAAAAGGCACAGUAUGAAUAGGAGAUUCAUGAAAACCCCAGGACAGGGAUGCCACCUGUCACCCCAAACAGGAAGUGAGUGUACCCUGAGCAGGAAACAGAUGUGAUGUGACAUGAGUCUCUAGUUCUCCCAGAAUUAUACUUCCAUUGAUCAGGAAGCAAAGCCCCAUUUGGAGGUAAAGUGGAACAAUGACCCAGAUAGGCAAAUCAGGAAAGGAAAUGAACUCUGUCAAGAAGGGAGACCUAUCUCCUCAAAAAGGCCAUAUCUUCACAUAGGAAUGGAGGUAGACAGAGACAGGAAGAUAGCUCCUGAACUUCCUCAAAUUAUAGAAAGGAGAAAGUCUCAAGAAGAGCCCAGGAAGGAGACCAACUGUUCUCUCCCUAGAGGGAAAAGUGAAGCCUCUUUAGGGGGCUUUUCUUUCCAACCAGGAAGUAGGAAAACAAGUACCACUGGAUUGCUAAUCCAUGACACAUGGAGACCCAACCAGAUCUGGAAUGGAAAUCAUAGACCCUGGGCAAGAAGGCCUAGGCAAUAAGGAAUGGAGGCCUGGUUUCCAGAUAAUAUUCCCCAAAACAUGGCGCACAAACCCUGUUUCUAAGAAGUUGUAACUCCUCCAUCCCAAUAGCAAGGCAAAACAGUCCCUUGUGAAAGAGGAAGUGUUGCAGCAUCUGACAGGAAGCCUCACUCUAUGCUGGGUAUUUGGCCUUGAGUAGAGCCAAGUCCCUCACAGCUCGAUCUGUCCAGUGGCCAUAUUCCCGGGUCACCACAUAUCCUCGACAUUUUCUCUCAAAGGCAGAGGCCCCAAAGGCAACAAGCCCAAGAGUGUCCUCUUCUGGGGGAAUUGGCAGCCCCAAGGCAGUCAUGAUGGCAGCCAUAUUGCCCAACAGGCCUUGGGCCCGGAGUCUUGCAGCUCCAAGCUGUGCCAGGAGGAUGGGACUUCCAGGAUUCAGGUCACUCUGGUCAUCUCCCACAAGUUGGAGGUGCUGGGUCAAGGCCAGGAAGGCUCCCUGGGCACGGCUCAACCUCUCCCCAUCAUCCAGGGCAUGCCAGGUCUUGAAGGGGACUGCAGCAGGAGGCAGGCUGCUGAGCUGGAGCUCAGGGGCUGAGAAGCCAGGGUCACUAAAGGGGCUUCCCUGGUGCUGGAGCUGCAUGAGGGACAGAGACAGACAGAAGUAAGGGACUAAAGGGAUAUGUGACACUGACUCCACAUCUGCUCUCCGAGACCGGCAUCUUCCCAAGAGAAACCACCAUUCACCACCUUUCAAGGAGCUGGUAGGAUGUCCUAACAGAGCAAGAGCCUUAUUAGGUUCCAAUUUGUCGUCUUCCAUGUACUAUGUAUGUGACAUCAAACUACAAACUUCUGUAAUUCCCUUGUGACAAUGUUAUUGUGAAGAUGAUAGAAAAAAUAUAUAUAUAUAAAUGUGUGUGUAUGUGUUUAUAUAUAUAUAUAUGUUUAUAUGUAUAUAAACACAGUACCUGACAUACAAUCAUACAAUAAAGGCAUAAAAAGUCAUCAUUAACUAAUAAUAUAUAGAUAUCAAUGAAUUCUGUGACUAAUUUUUAUAAUAGUUUAAUAAUAUUUUCAAUCCAAGUACAUU